Messenger RNA from Phytophthora nicotianae INRA-310, 333 nucleotides. RefSeq lists its product as hypothetical. The record is from RefSeq and is a predicted model, not a curated record. Lineage: Eukaryota; Oomycota; Peronosporomycetes; Peronosporales; Peronosporaceae. The transcript has a single exon. The coding region runs from base 1 to 333 and encodes 110 amino acids.
AUGCUGGAUGCUGUGAAGGAGAAACACCCUUCGUUAAGUGUCAACGUCUCGCUGUUUGGACGUGAAGGAGACAUAUUCAACUGGAUCGAUAUGCUCACUUCAAACUGGCGUGUAGAAGAGAGUAGUCGCAAAAAUGAGCUCUUCUUCGACUACGUAGAGGAGCAGACUGUUCACGACACCUAUUUUGAUCCACUCACGUAUGAAAUCGUAAGCAAAAACGAGGGCGACGAUGAAGGUGAGGUGGAAGAAAGCGAUAACGAAUUGGUGGUGAGGGGCUUGCUGCUCUUUAGAGCGAUGGCACGAUUGAUGAACGGAGUUCGUGAGGGCGAUUAA